Diachasmimorpha longicaudata is the source of this 1003-nucleotide messenger RNA. Its product is annotated as invertebrate-type lysozyme 3-like. The record is from RefSeq and is a predicted model, not a curated record. The transcript has 4 exons. Gene Ontology annotation, molecular function: lysozyme activity. Bases 110 to 577 code for a protein of 155 amino acids. Lineage: Eukaryota; Metazoa; Arthropoda; Insecta; Hymenoptera; Braconidae.
CGAACCGGUCAACACUUAGAAGAGUUGACUCCAACUGCUCGGAGCUCACUAGAAUUUUUUCUCCUUUUUCAGUUGAAUAAUAAAAAUCGCUAGACAAUUAAUCGGUAAGAUGACGCAGAGAAUAGCUCUUGUCGCUAUUUUGUUAGUGUCGUGUGCUCUAGCUCAGGAUACCCCAAAAGCAAGUGCAGGGGCGAGUCAAAAGAUCAGUCAAACAUGCUUUGGCUGCAUGUGCGAGGCAGCCUCUGGUUGUGACACGACUUCAGGAUGCACAGGUGAUGUCUGCGGACCCUUCCGCAUCACCUGGGCCUACUGGGCUGACUCUGGUAAACCCACCCUCAACGGCGAGGCUGCUACUGCCCCCGGAGCUUGGACUCGAUGUGUCAACGAUGCAUUCUGCGCCUCUAAAGCCGUUCAAGGGUACAUGGACCAGUACGCACAGGAUUGCAACGGCGAUGGUGUGAUAAAUUGCGACGACUACGUCCGAAUUCACCGCUUCGGAGGAUACGGAUGUUCCGGACAACUCGACGCCAAAUACGAGAACACGUACAAAAAUUGUGUCAAAAAGUUUGGCCUUUAAACUCCAGCAUUCCAUAAAAAUUACGUCAACUUGCCGCGAGAUGUAAUCGAUAAAAUCUUCAAUCAUAAAUACUCGUAAUUAAGUGAUCAACUCUUCAUCAGGGAUAGAUAAACAAGAUAAUUUUUUAUAAAGUACCAACAUUGUCGUGAAUUUAUAGAAGUUGGGGCUCGUGUGGGCGUGAAGGGAACACCUUGUACCGCCUGAUUCAAUCGGUGAAAUUUAGGAUACGAUACUACAAGGAUCCGGUUUGGGUGGAGUGUGUGGGUGUCUGUUGCUAUUUUCGUAUUUCCGAAUGAGAGACUUCUGUUCUCUAUAAGGUGUCUAAUUUAGUUUUUAAAGAAUUUAAAAUUCUUUUGACGUUAUUAAAAAUUCUGCAAGUGCCUUUUUAAAUAAAACUUUGUUUUUUCUAUAAAAUGAAAAUAACAA